CACUUUCACACGUCCAACAUGGAGUGGGGUAUGAACAUCAUCAAGUACCUGCUAUUCGCUUUCAACCUCAUUUUUGCGCUCUCUGGACUGGCCAUCAUCCUAGUUGGAGCGCUGGUACUGACAGAAGUCGGCAGUUACAGUCACUUCCUGGAGAACAAGGUCCUUGCUCCUCCCAUAGUCCUGAUCAUCGCAGGAUCCAUCGUGUUCUUCAUCGCUUUCCUCGGGUGCUGCGGAGCUAUCAAAGAGAACUACUACAUGCUCAUUGGGUUCGCAGUGCUGCUGUUGGUGAUAUUUGUGAUCGAACUGGCCGUGGGUAUCGCGGCAAGCGUGGCCAAGGAGGAGUUCGCCAGCGCCAUGAGAUCCACGCUGAAGCGUUCCAUGGGGAACUACACUCACUCGCAGACCGAACAGUCGGCUUGGGACUCCAUGCAGAGGAAGCUGCGUUGCUGCGGAGUAGAAGGACCGCAGGGAUGGAAUGAGGUAUUCGCAGACGGUAGUGUGCCAGGAUCUUGUUGUGUCGCCAACGUCCAGAAUGACCCCAACGCUCUCUGUCGCAACUCUGAUGACCCGACACAAGUCUUCCAAGACGGCUGCUACGAGCGACUCAAGACCAAAACCAAAGAUAACAUCGUCAUCAUCAUGGCUGUCGGAAUUGGGAUAGCGUUCAUUGAGCUGUUAGGGAUAGUCCUAGCCUGCUGCCUGGCACAAGCAGUCAGGAAGGAAGAGGAGAUGAAGUAAGCAGUGCAUGACAUCUGAGCGUUGCUCCAGCAUGUUGGAUCUUGCCAUUCACAUGUCACCAGCAAUAUCAGCUGAUUGUGUCGUAAAUAACUGUUGCUUUCUAAUACAUUGUUUACACAACCUCACGCAACCCAGAACAUACUGACUGGGCAAUUGGUAAUAAGCUGCUUCAGGGGGAAAUUCUGAUGAAAUUGUACAAAUGUUGUCCAGAAAACAAAAAUAACUUGCUCACUGCCCCAAGUGCCAUUAGUGGCAGAUAAGUCCAUUCUCAAAAUCACACCAAUAUAGAAUCUGUAACUCAAUAAUGCCAUGGUUUGUAGCGGUAUUUGAGCUGUUGCUAAAAAUACUACAGGGUGGCGCAUAUGUUAG
Messenger RNA from Homalodisca vitripennis (glassy-winged sharpshooter), 1107 nucleotides. Its product is annotated as CD63 antigen-like. The transcript has 5 exons. The record is from RefSeq and is a predicted model, not a curated record. Lineage: Eukaryota; Metazoa; Arthropoda; Insecta; Hemiptera; Cicadellidae. The coding region runs from base 19 to 738 and encodes 239 amino acids. Gene Ontology annotation, cellular component: membrane.